Molecule: messenger RNA, 468 nt
Organism: Colletotrichum spaethianum
Lineage: Eukaryota; Fungi; Ascomycota; Sordariomycetes; Glomerellales; Glomerellaceae
Exons: 1
Coding region: 1-468 (155 amino acids)
Source: RefSeq, a predicted model, not a curated record
AUGGCGAUGCUCAAGGAGAUGUCGGCAGGCGGCGAGUCAGCCAAGUCUGAGAUGUCGCUAAUCGAGGCAUUUGAGCGCGCCAUCUCUAGGCUGGACACGGCGGAUGACAGCAGCUCUACAAAAGAAUCGGAUUAUGCGAGGUUCAAGAAAUGGGAAAUGCUGUGGAAGACGGACACGCCGGCACAAGAUGAGAGAAACGACAGGGGCCUUGAUGCGGCGCUGCCCAUUCCCCCGCACCCUGCGGGGUUAUGGAGGGGGAACCACGGUCAAGGAGGUCACGUCGCUCCUGGAGCAGGACGGCAGGGUACAGCGUCGCUGCCGCCGGCGAUGCCGUUCUUCGGUCUUGAUGGGAGCCUGUCGCCGAUGCCUCCAGCACUCGACGAGUUCUCGUCCAUGUUCGGAAAUGGUUACGUGCCGGGCUUCGAGGGCAUGGGUGGGGGAGUGAACGGAAACUGGAUGGGUCUCUGA